Messenger RNA from Bipolaris sorokiniana ND90Pr, 1599 nucleotides. RefSeq lists its product as uncharacterized. The transcript has 2 exons. Lineage: Eukaryota; Fungi; Ascomycota; Dothideomycetes; Pleosporales; Pleosporaceae. The record is from RefSeq and is a predicted model, not a curated record. The coding region runs from base 1 to 1599 and encodes 532 amino acids.
AUGCAUAAACGAGCUGCUGAACCUCAGCUUUCGGACGGAAGCCCUUCCAAGAAGCAAAACAUUGGGAAUGUAAACGAUUCUGCCACGCUAACAUCCCAAAAUUUCGUGGCGGAUGAUUCUCAAAUAGCUGUUUCAGUAGGGCAAGAAGACAUGGUCGACUUUAAGGAUAAUGGCUCAGCUCUGCCCAAUGACAUGCAGGAUAUUGCAGAUGAUGAAGACGUUGAAGGUACAUCUGCAAAGAACAAGACUAACACGGAAUGCAAGACUUCCAACAGCAAGUCAAAAAGGACAAAGAAACCCCCAGUUGGCGAUGGCUUCGCAAUUUUCACCCACAAUACUGUAAUCCCUCCAGCCAACCCCUUCUGGGGCAUCAAGCCCCUGCCUGGCGAUCCACGCCCCGACCCCAUCCAGCCUUCAGCCCGAGAAAGCAAUGGCCAAACCAAUCCACCCCUAUGGGAAGACCGGGGCUACCGCUACAAGCGCGGCUCUCGCUACGUCAAAUACUUUGGUCCCAUCCCCCCAUCCGACAUCGACUCCCUGGACGAAACCCUGGACCAAGAAGCCCUACACAUUGUAAAACUGAUCGACAUGCGUCCCAAGAGCAAAAAGGACCCAAUGCCAAAACGAAAGCCAACGAUAUACUGCUACGGAAAAACACCCAAGGACUGGAACAACAUGCAAACUAUCAAGGCCCUAAACGACCGCCGCUACCAAGCCAUCGACCGCACGACAAUGGAUCAUCCCUGGCAACGCAUCGAGCGCGAGUACCUAGCCUCACUAUUGCAAAACAUGCCCGACGCCUCUAUCUGGGAGCUGACGGAGCGCCACAACGCGCGCUUCAUGGGGCAAGACUUCACCGAAGCUACGGGAUUCGGCUUCGCGAACCUGUCUUCCGGGCGAACAGUCGAGAGCGUCCGAUACGAAUACAUGACGAACAAGUCGCUCUAUGAUGCGGGUAAGGUACCUGAAGCGAUACGGUGGCGCAGCGAUCCAUCCGUGGAGGGGAAAGCAGUGAAGGAGAGUGGGCGGGCUGAGCGGGCAUUUGGGAAGCCGAGUCGGGCGCUGGAAAUGGCGCAUGAUGUUGCAAUCGGGCGAGGAGAAGAAGAAGAAGAAGAAGAAGAAGAAGACGACGAAGAGGAAGCGAAUUCAACUUCGUCAAGCAGAAAUGGCAGAACGGUUGAUCCAUUUGAAGGACAGGAGAGGCUGGAUGACGAUGAAGAAAUGUUGCUUGAGUUAGCCGGUGCAUACGGCACCGACAUGUCCUCACAGCCAAUACGUCUAGGUACAUAUCGCGAUCUCCCUACUCAAAACGGCACCAAAACCACUACCACCACCACCGCCGUCACAGCACCAAUCCAACGACUCCUCAUGACGAAGACGCAAACACACGAAAAAGACACUGCUCUCUCCCUCGCGCAAGCUACUCACCCCGCGUCUAGACAGGGCAGUACACCCCCUUCUCCCUCCGCGCAAGACGUCCACACACAAAACGACUCAUUGCUGCCCACUGAGCCUCCCGCCCCGCAACGCCGCACCUCGCUCCACGCGAUGCGCAAGAUGGACAUUGAUGAGAACUACAGUGACGAGGACAAUGUAUGA